AUGAUCUUAGUACAUAUAAGUAAAAGUAAGGCACUUGAGUGGGGACCACUCGACGGGGUUUUGCUAUAUGGUCCCCCAGGAACUGGAAAAACUACAUUGGUCCAUGCUGUAGCCCGGAAAGCUAAAGUUCCGUUUUUUACUGUUUCGGCUCGUGAUAUUGCCAAGGCCAAAGCAGGAAAAAAGGAAGUGGAAGGCCUAUGUGCAGAGGCAAGAGUAUAUAAACCAUCAAUCGUCUACAUAAAAGACAUAGAUGCAAUUGAUCCAAAUUAUCCAAGGCCUCGAGGAAAUGGUGAAUUUGGAGUAACUUUAGAUGAGUUUUGUCAUGAGAUGGAGAGGUGCAUGAACGGUGGUAACGUGAUGGUUAUAGCUACUACUGACAGGCGCGAGACACUGGAUCGAAGUUUGAUGAGUUUGUUCUUCCGAAAAGUUCACGUGGGUAGACCAAACACAGACAAUAGGCGGAAGUUUAUUGGUUUGCAAUUGAACAAGUUUCUCAAGGAGGAAGACAGAGAAGCCAUUUGUAACCUUGUUGCUUCACGAACCCCGGGCGUCGUUUGGGGACAUCUUAGAAAGAUAGCCAAUAUAUCUUUAAUGCUUGCUGAUAUCAGAGAUGACGAUUAUGUGACGAUGGAUGUUGUUCUUCAAGCUCUUGAAAAGGUUAAGCCAUUGAUCUUGGAUAUCAAAACUAGUCAACUAAUCCGCGAUGACAAACCUGAACGAGUUUUAAACUAUCAGAUGCAACACAUGGUUGAUACCAUGGACUUUGGAUAUCAAAACUAGUCAACCAAUUCA
Erigeron canadensis is the source of this 792-nucleotide messenger RNA. RefSeq names its product probable inactive ATP-dependent zinc metalloprotease FTSHI 3, chloroplastic. Gene Ontology annotation, molecular function: ATP-dependent peptidase activity; ATP binding; ATP hydrolysis activity. Bases 1 to 780 code for a protein of 259 amino acids. Gene Ontology annotation, biological process: proteolysis. NCBI's taxonomy places the organism in Eukaryota, Viridiplantae, Streptophyta, Magnoliopsida, Asterales, Asteraceae. The transcript is spliced from 4 exons. The record is from RefSeq and is a predicted model, not a curated record. Gene Ontology annotation, cellular component: chloroplast thylakoid.